Molecule: messenger RNA, 988 nt
Organism: Durusdinium trenchii
Lineage: Eukaryota; Dinophyceae; Suessiales; Symbiodiniaceae
Source: the annotation of a GenBank genome assembly
CCACACAUGAAUACAUAUUGUUUGAUCGAUGGGGUAUGCUUGAAACAAUGCCCUUGGGCUUGAAUCCUUGUGCCAUUGGGGCUUCUGAACUUUGGCGGCCUGAGGCUUUCGGUGCUGUGCUGGCCGUAGGAAGUGCUCGUAAUGCAGCCUCUGCCGCCACCACUGGGGAGCUGUUGGGAUGCAAAGUCUCACACAUCGUCACUGUGGGCUCCUACCGCAAUUACAGCGCGAUUGCUGCCCUCCUUAUCGAGAAUGGGCAUGAAGAUAUAGAGCAUCAGUACUUCCGAAUGUCUGACUGGUUACGACCAGACGAAGAAUUGGAUUUGAAGGUUGAGCUGAGUGAAGCUUUACAGGCUCUACAAUCUGCAGUGCAGCCUAUGGGCACUGAAGACAGAAUUGUGCUCCUUCAUUGCGACCAGGGCCACAAUCGCUCUCCGACUCUGGCUUUGUCGUUCUUUCUCUACAACGGCCACAAUUUGCGACAGGCUUACCAAAGGCUAUUGCAGGCAAGGCCUGAUGUGGAUCCGUUGCCCCCCUACCGGCGGGGUUUGCAGACUUUGGAAUCUGAGCUCUACGGCGAGCAAACAGUGUUCGAGCAUGAUUAUUUUGCCAGACACAUCACAGAGCUGAUGAGCCUUCCAAACAUCAAGGAGCUGGCUUGUGCCUGUCCAGCGUCAUUUCAUCCUCAACCUAUAGAAGAUGACGAGGAGCCAUUGGAGGAGACAUUAGAUACGUCGGAGACCUUUGAUGCUUCGGAGACCUUUAGCUUUGCUCUCACUGCCUGUAGCUCAGAAAACGAGCUGCGAAGGGAAAGGCCCAAAAGGCCUUUGAUCCAAGGUUCGGCGCUUUGCCAUUGCCGCCUUGAUGGCAGAGCUGACUGCUGCCGGGGUGGAAAAUGGUGUCAUGUUUCUUUGAUUGGAAGUGCUUGAGAGACGCUUGGGCGAGUUUUUGGCCCAAGAUGGUUGCACAUCCCACAAGACUGGAUAGG